Molecule: messenger RNA, 1740 nt
Organism: Stylonychia lemnae
Lineage: Eukaryota; Ciliophora; Spirotrichea; Sporadotrichida; Oxytrichidae
Source: the annotation of a GenBank genome assembly
AUGGUAGAAUCAGCAUAAACUUUCGAUAAAUUGCCCUCAGUUCAAUAAUUGGUGAAUCAUUACAACACAACAUUAAGUCAGACACAUCUUAGAGAGCUGCUUAAUGAUGAAAAUAGAAAUCAACAUUUAAGAGCAAGCUUGUAAAACCAAGAUGGCAGUGAAGUUAUUCUAGAUUUGACACACGUUAAAGUAGAUGAGGCAGCAGUCAAACUUCUACACCAAGUGACCUCAGACGUUUAGCUUCAUGAAAAGAUUGAGGGUAUGUUCACAGGUUAGAAGCUAAACAAUACGGAAAAGAGAUCAGUCCUUCAUGUUGCAUUAAGAAUGAGAGAAGAUGAAACUUUAAUAGUUCCAGACUCAACUGAGGGAGAUGCAGUCAAGAAUGUUCAUGAAGUACUCAAGAGAAUUCAUGCUUUUUCAGAACUAGUUAGAUCUGGCUAAGUCAAAGGAUAUUCUGGCAAGACUCUAAAAAAUACUCUAAUCCUUGGUAUUGGUGGUAGUUAUCUUGGGCCUGAGUUCGUAUUUGAAGCAUUAAGGCAAGAUGCUUCAUCAAAAUAGGCAGCUGAUGGCAGAUAACUUAAAUUCUUAGCUAAUGUUGAUCCAAUUGACUUCAACAGAGCAAUUUAAGGUCUUGAUAUUGAGGAGACUUUGGUUGUUAUUAACAGCAAAACAUUCACUACAGCUGAAACAAUUUUGAAUGCAGUUACUGUGAAGAACUAUAUUAUCAACCAUUACAAAAACCUACACCCAGAUGUUGAAGAUACUCAGUCAUUUGUCUAGGCUCAUUUCUGUGCAGUAUCAACAAACCUACCUCUAACAUCAUAGUUCGGUGUGGCUGACGAUAGAGUUUUUGGUUUUUGGGAUUGGGUUGGAGGACGAUUCUCAGUUUGCUCUGCUGUUGGUGUGCUUCCCUUAUCCUUACACUAUGGAUAUGAAAAUGUUAGAGAUUUCCUGAGCGGAGUUAAAUCUAUUGAUGAUCAUUUCAGAAAUACUCAUGAUCUUUCAUAGAACUUGCCAGUUCUACUUGGGCUUUAUGGAUUCUACAACACUCAUGUUGCUGGCCAUAAUACUAGAUCUAUUCUCCCAUAUUGCUAAUCAUUACUUAAAUUCCCAGCUCACAUCCAACAAUUAGAUAUGGAAAGUAAUGGAAAAAGUGUGACUAAAGAGGGAGUCAGAUUUACUGAUGGAGCUCAAGCAGGUCCUAUCAUUUUUGGAGAACCAGGUACAAAUGGAUAACAUAGUUUUUACCAAUUGAUGCACUAAGGUAGAGUGAUUCCAGCUGAGUUCAUUGGAUUCUCAUAAUCUUAAACCCCUAUUCACAUCGAUGGCUAUCCUGUCUCAAAUCAUAAUGAGCUAAUGUCAAAUUUCUUUGCUCAACCUGAUGCCCUUGCUCUCGGAAAAACUCUGGAGCAAUUAAAGGCUGAAGGUGUCCCAGAGUUUCUUUAUUAGCAUAAAUUAUUCACAGGUGACAGACCCUCAUUGUCUAUACUUUUCACUGGAAAACUAACAGCAUUUGCAUGCGGUUAAUUGCUUGGACUUUACGAGCAUAGAGUUGCCGUUGAAGGAUUUAUAUAUGGAAUCAAUUCAUUUGAUCAAUGGGGAGUUGAGUUAGGAAAAGUACUUGCCAAAGAUGUAAGAAAUGUAUUCGCUGAUAAAGAAAAGGGUCAGGAUGUAGAUGUCAAGUCAAAAUUUAACCCAGCUACAGCAUAUCUCCUAGAAAAGUAUCUCGAAAAGAUGUGA